Molecule: messenger RNA, 413 nt
Organism: Oncorhynchus masou masou (cherry salmon)
Lineage: Eukaryota; Metazoa; Chordata; Actinopteri; Salmoniformes; Salmonidae
Product: dynactin subunit 1-like
Exons: 3
Coding region: 23-382 (119 amino acids)
Biological process (GO): establishment of mitotic spindle orientation; cytoplasmic microtubule organization; nuclear migration
Cellular component (GO): cytoplasm; microtubule plus-end; nucleus
Molecular function (GO): microtubule plus-end binding
Source: RefSeq, a predicted model, not a curated record
CACCAGUAGUGGCAGCAGCAGGAUGAGUUCAGACGGGGGUGGCCGGCCGGCCAAGGUGGGUUCCCGGGUGGAGGUGAUUGGGAAGGGGCACCGCGGAACAGUGGCAUAUAUCGGUGCAACGCUCUUCUCCACAGGGAAGUGGGUGGGAGUGAUCCUCGACGAGUCGAAGGGUAAGAACGAUGGCACAGUCCAGGGGAAGAGAUACUUCACCUGCCACGAGAACCAUGGCAUCUUCGUACGGCAGUCGCAGAUCCAACUGGUUGAUGAUGGAGCAGACACCACCUCUCCUGACACCCCAGAACCGGCCUCCAACAAGGUCCCCAAACACGAGAUCCUGGAGACACUCAAGUCCACUAAACUGGUGAGUAAGACAGACAGUUAGACGGGAAGACAGGACCAGGGUCAAAGGUCAC